AUGCCUUUCCUAGGAAUCCUCGACGACACAAAAAUCCCACACAUCCCAGGAACCGUCAUCCUCGAAGAAACCGCUGCCCACUCCCAAGAAGUCACAGGCGGUCUUAAGCAUGGAACCGGACGCAAUGCCAACAUCGUCCUCGUACCUCAACCUUCCAACGACCCCAACGAUCCCCUAAACUGGCCCAUGAGCAAGAAACUCACGGCGCUCGGAAUCACAUGCUGGGGGGCCAUCUUGUACGCGGCUGUUGUGAGCGCAAUGCUCAACGCUGCCUUCGCUACCAUGGCGGUUGAAAUCAACACUACCAUCUCCAAGCUGGUGCUGGCAUCAGGCUAUCAGACGCUUGUCAUCGGCGUGACGGGCCCACUUUUCUCAGCCUUGUCGCGGAAAUGGGGCAAGAGGCCGAUUUUCCUCCUUGCUUCGAUUCUCUGUCUCAUCGCCGACAUCGUGGGAUCGUGUGUCAACAGUUACGAAGGUGUGCUGGCGUCGCGGAUCAUUCAGGGAUUUGCCAUUGCGCCGUAUGAGUCGUUGAUCUUUACGUUGAUCAGUGACAUGUUCUUUGUCCAUGAACGUGGUUUGUAUGCUUCGUGCAUCAAUUUCAUCUUGGCUGGCAUUUCGAAUCUCACGGGCGUGGUCGCCGGUCCUAUUGCGUCGAAUCUAGGCUGGAGAUGGCUAUAUUACCUUCUGGUUCUAUUCGGUGGGACCCAAACGAUCCUUCAAUUCCUCUUCGUUCCCGAAACAAGCUAUAACCGCGACCGCCGCUAUGAGAUCGACGAAAUGAAAAACGACAAUCUCCAAGACGUCGCGGCUUUCGAGUACCAGGAGAAACUGAACAUGGAAAAGCCCGGCCUUGCCAGGGCAACACACACGGAAGAAGCCAGUGAGGGUGUCUCGCAAACUUCAUCCCGCCAAGAAGAAGCUGUUCCUCGAGUCUAUCACAAAAAGACAUUCGUUCAAGAGCUGGCGAUAUUCUCCGGAACAUAUUCGAACGAGAACUUCUUGCAAUUGAUCAUCGCCCCUUUCGCUGUGGUCGUCAACCUGGCGGUCUCGUGGAUCUUGAUCGUCAACUCCAUGUUCGUUGUGCUCUACGUUGUGAUCGCUUUCGUUCUAGCCCAGCUAUUCUCACCGCCCCCAUACCUCCUCAGCCCCGCCAGCAUCGGGUACUUGUCCCUUGGGCCUUUUGUCGGCGGCGCCUUGGGCUCUAUCAUUCUCGGCCUUCUUUCAGACCCGUUAAUCAAAUGGUGCGCUCGCCGCAACAAAGGCGUCUACGAGCCCGAGUACCGGCUCAUUCCAUGCACAUUUGGCGUUUUCAGUGGCGUCGGUCUCAUGCUUUUUGGGCACCUCGUCUCGAUCGGCGCAUCCCCUUACGCCUGUGCCACCGUUCACGGCCUCAUGCUCUUCGGCGUCAUGUUCCUUUGCAUCGGCACCUCGAAUUACGCGCUCGACGCCUACCGGGGAAUGGCCAACGAGAUCUUCAUCGCUAGUAUGGCUGUGAAAAAUAUAAUUCUUUACGGAUUCAGCUAUUUUGUGAAUAAUUGGACGGCGAGCGCAGGGCCGGAACAUGUAUUUUUCGUCUGGGGAGGGGUAGCGUUUGCACUGAUUGCGACGUUGCCUGUCAUGUUCUUCUUGGGCAAGAGGUAUCGGAGCUAUUGGGCGAGGAAUAAUUUGUUGGAGAAAAUGCAUGUCAGGACGCAUGAAGAGUAA
Messenger RNA from Rhinocladiella mackenziei CBS 650.93, 1704 nucleotides. RefSeq lists its product as uncharacterized. The transcript is spliced from 2 exons. Lineage: Eukaryota; Fungi; Ascomycota; Eurotiomycetes; Chaetothyriales; Herpotrichiellaceae. Gene Ontology annotation, biological process: transmembrane transport. The record is from RefSeq and is a predicted model, not a curated record. Gene Ontology annotation, molecular function: transmembrane transporter activity. The coding region runs from base 1 to 1704 and encodes 567 amino acids.